CGCACACCUCUCCCCCUCUCAUCAGGCAUCACUCCACUCCACUCCAUCCCCCUCCUCUCUCUCUCCUCACCCCUCCCACGUACUCACUCUCGUCACUGGGACUAGUAAAAGGCCACUGCUAGCAGCUACUAGCUCGUACUCUGUAACGACCAGCACUGGUCACUUAUUACUCGUUUCAAGCAGUAGUAGUACGUCGUACGGUUAGCUAGCUCUUAGGCAGCUAGCUUAGUUCUUGUGUUGGCGAUGGCGUCGGAGUGGGAAAUGGCCAUGGGGGUGGAGCUCGGCAUGGGAAUGGGCACGUACCACCACAACGCCUCCAGCAUCACCACCGCGCCGAUGAUGAGUAGUCACCACAACGGCGGCGCCAGCUACUCCACGGUGCACCACCACCACCAUUACUACGGGAUGCCGCCCAUGGGUGACGACGCCGCCAUGCGCGUGGACGACCUCUCCACCGGCGGCGGCGCUGGCGCCCACGAGUUCUUCCCCACCGCGGCCACCUCGGGGCCCAUGGUGGGUGAGCCGUCACCCACCGUCAACUCCUCGGAUCACCAGACGUCGUCGCUCCUCUCCUUCGCUGAUGAGUUCUACAUACCCAGCGAGGAAGCUGCCGAGCUGGAGUGGCUAUCCAAGUUCGUGGACGACUCAUACUCGGACAUGCCGAAUUACUCGUCGGCCGCGCAUCAUGCCGCAAUGGCGGCGGCGGCGGCUGCUAACGCAGCAGCAGCCGGCAAUGGAGGAGGCACCUCGGCCGGUCAAGACAGCUGCGUCACCGCCGCGGCGCCUGGCCGCGGCGCGCGUAGCAAGCGGUCCGGCCGCGCGACUGCCGCGGCGUGGCAGUCCCUCGUGCCGCGCCCACCAUCGCAGUCGUCGUCGCCAAUUCCAUCAUCACCGUCCUGCUCGUCUUCGGACUUCACGUCGUCGUCGAACAAGCCGGCACGCCCGACGAACGGCGGCGGCAGCCGCGGCAAGAAGAGCCCGGCGGGGACGGCUGGGGAGGAGGUGGGCAUGGUGGACGGCGGCGUGCGUCGGUGCACGCACUGCGCGUCGGAGAAGACGCCGCAGUGGCGGUCGGGGCCACUGGGCCCCAAGACCCUGUGCAACGCGUGCGGCGUGCGGUUCAAGUCCGGGCGGCUGAUGCCGGAGUACCGGCCGGCGGCCAGCCCCACGUUCGUGCUCACGCAGCACUCCAACUCGCACCGCAAGGUCGUGGAGCUGCGCCGCCAGAAGGAGCUCAUCCUCAUCCGCGGAAGCCACCGGGACGCCGCGGCGGCCGCGGCUGCAGGAUCCGCCGGCGGGCCGAGGCCGGAGGAGCUCAUGUUCCGUGACUAUAGCGGCGUGUGUUAGCUUAGCUGCUCGGCAAGGCAACCGGCCGGCACGGAGGAAGCUCUCUCGCAUCGUGUGCAUUGCAUUGCAUGCAUGGAGCUUAGAUCCUUUAAUUUUGCGAAAUAUUUCAGAUAUUUUCAUUUCCCUUUUUGUUAAUUACCUGCUUGUAAGUUCUAUGAGAGAUCAAUGAAUUCUUUUCUGUUGGUAUACAUAUACAUUGUGAUCGUUUGUUGAGUGACAGAGAAGCUCAACAAAUUUGUUUUCAAAGGAAACGAAACCAUGUAAAUA
Sorghum bicolor (sorghum) is the source of this 1614-nucleotide messenger RNA. Its product is annotated as GATA transcription factor 2. The record is from RefSeq and is a predicted model, not a curated record. NCBI's taxonomy places the organism in Eukaryota, Viridiplantae, Streptophyta, Magnoliopsida, Poales, Poaceae. The coding region runs from base 244 to 1347 and encodes 367 amino acids. Gene Ontology annotation, biological process: regulation of DNA-templated transcription. The transcript has 2 exons. Gene Ontology annotation, molecular function: sequence-specific DNA binding; zinc ion binding.